Messenger RNA from Adineta ricciae, 798 nucleotides. NCBI's taxonomy places the organism in Eukaryota, Metazoa, Rotifera, Eurotatoria, Adinetida, Adinetidae. The record is from the annotation of a GenBank genome assembly.
AUGUUCAGAACCCGUCAAACAUAUUUUUGGAUUAAAACUAGUUGUGGUGAUCGUUUCCAUCUUCAUGGAAACAUCAUUACACCGUCAAUUCAACCUUUUCGGUCAAUUGGAUUGACGUCAGGUCGAUGGAAAAGCGCAAAUCUGAACUCAAAAAAUUACUAUGAUUUACUCGGUGUCGAAAAAUCAGCAACACAAAAAGAAAUUAAACAAGCUUUUUUCAAGCUAUCAAAAGAAUAUCAUCCAGAUUCGAAUUCAACUGACAAGUCGCUUCAUGAUAAAUUCGUAAAAAUUAACGAAGCUUUCAGCAUACUCAACAAACAAUCCUCACGUACGACAUACGAUCAAUCUUUGAGUUCAAUAUCUCGUUCGCCAUAUCACUCGUAUCCUCGUCAAGCAUCAUCCGACUGGUCAAAUGGAAACUUCGGUAGUCGUAGUACCUACGAACGUCGAUCCAGUACAAAUGAUUCGAACUGGGGUGCACCAUACAGUGAUAAGGCGUUCUAUGAAAUGUAUCGACAACGUUACAAUUCCCAUUCUUAUCAGUCGUAUCCGAACAACGUUCAACAGAACUAUUUUGGCGCAGUUUCAAUUGUCUUAAUUGUGAUUUCGUUUGGAGUGUUUAUUCAUGCACUUCAAUGGCGUGUGAUGCAGUUGUCUGAUCCACAAUAUACGAUGGAUCCAAGAACGCGUCAUUAUCGUGCUUAUCGCGAAUGGCAACGUUUAAGCGCGAUCAAAGAUACGGAAAACCAAUCGACCCGAGCGCAACCUUCCACACCCUCUAUAUUCGAAGAAGAAUAA